AUUCCUGCAGUAGUGCGCUGAAGAGGAGAAAGUAGGCGAGGAUGGCGACUACUACGGUGAAUCCGAGCAUGAUGUGGGAGACGACCCCGGAGAUGAAUGUGACGAAGGAUCUCCCGGCCCAGAAGGAGGCGAGGAUGGUGAAGAAGAAGAAGAGGAACCCAUGGAGGCCGCCGAUGAGUCCCACCGUCCAGAAAGGUAUGGCGACAAAGGAGAUGGAGAGGACGAUUAAGGAAGGGAUGGAAAUUAUGGAGUGGGCGAGGACGGAUGGCUUCGAAGCAAGUGUAGAAGGUGGUGGACAUGGCGAAGGCAAAGAACCCAUUUUGUUCUUGAACCCCUUUGGGGGAAUUGUCCAAGUGCCAAAACAUCGUCGCCAAGAUGAAUCCGUGUUGGGUUCCGUCGAACCCAGCACUGGGUUCGAUGGAACCCAGAUCUGGGUUCCGUCGAACCCAGCUCUGGGUUCCGUCGAACCCAGCUCUGGGUUCCGUCGAACCCAGCUGGGUUGGGUUCCAGCGAACCCAGCCCUGGGUUUGAUGGAACCCAGCACUGGGUUCCACCGAACCCAGCACUGGGUUCCACCGAACCCAGCACUGGGUUCCACCGAACCCAGCACUCGGUUCGACCCAGCACUCGGUUCGACCCAGCACUGGGUUCCACCGAACCCAGUGCUGGGUUCCACCAAACCCAGCAGAGGGUUCGAUGGAACCCGAGGAAGAAGAGGAAGAAGAAAGAAGAAAGAAGAGGAAGAAAGAAGAAAGAAGAGGAAGAAAAAAAAGAAAAAGAGAAAAGAAGAAGAUUAAGGAAUUAUUUUAUUUUAUUUUUUAAAAAUAUAAAUAGUAAUAAUUGAG
Rubroshorea leprosula is the source of this 845-nucleotide messenger RNA. The record is from the annotation of a GenBank genome assembly. Lineage: Eukaryota; Viridiplantae; Streptophyta; Magnoliopsida; Malvales; Dipterocarpaceae.